UAAAUUGUUUUGCUUUCAGAACCCUGAUCGAGAUGCGAUGGAACAAGGAAACUCAAGAUUUCGUCGAACGCACAGUAAAAGUGUUUAUUUCGCUAGGCGUAUUGUUGACAGUGAGGCUGGCGCUCCUGCAAGGAUCGCUGCCGAAAUUUUCGCAGCAAGAUAAUCCAGCCGCCUUUCAUUCCUCCCUCUACGUUAGAAUAUUGACCUUCUGCUACCUAGCAGCCUUCAACUGGUGGCUUCUUCUCUGCCCUAUGACGCUAUCCCAUGACUGGCAGAUGGGUUCCGUGCCAUUAGUGACAAGUAUCUAUGACUCAAGAAACCUUGUCACAUGUUUUUUCUUUUUAUUGACCCUAUUGUUAGUGGUGAAAAGUGUGUGUGAUUUUGAGGCUCAGAGACACGUUCCAGUUGUUGUGGGAUUGGCUUUGUUGGUGUUGCCAUUCCUUCCUGCCACAAAUUUAUUUGUGACGGUGGGUUUUGUUGUAGCUGAGAGAGUUUUGUAUAUUCCGAGCAUGGGAUGUAUACUUCUUGUGAUAUACGCUCUGCAGAUGCUAUGGAGCUCCUACCCAAAACAUCGACAGACCAUUAUCUGUUUCGUGAUACUCAUGCUCACGACUAGUUGCCUGAGGACUAUAAUUAGGAACAGAGACUGGCGCUCAAGGGAGUCCUUGCUGAGGGCGGGAUUAAUGACGUUACCCCAGAACGCCAAGAUGCAUUACAACUACGGGAAUUUUCUGAGGGACUCUGCGCGACCUGAAUUAGCGAAAACCCAUUACCACAAAGCUUUGAAACUGUGGCCCACCUAUGCCAGCGCUCACAAUAAUUUGGGAACGCUUCUGAGCAAUGAACAGGAAGCGGAACAGCACUUCCUCGCUGCCAUCCGAUAUUCGUCUGACCAUGUAAACGCCCAUUACAAUUUGGGACAGCUCUAUAGGAAAUCGAACAAAACAGUCGCUUCGGAAAAAAUGCUGAAAAGAUGCAUCAGCAUCGAUCCAAGAUUCACUCCAGCCUACAUAGAACUUGCCAGACUUCGUGGACCGGAAGACAUGAGGGUUGGAUCACUUUUGAAACAAGUCAUGAUUCUCAACUCUGAUGAUCCAUAUUAUGGGACAUUGUAUGGCAACUGGCUUUUAAAUAAAGGCAAUCAUGCAGCUGCACUGAGGGUAUAUUGGAUGGUUCUGCAAAAAUCGGAUACGCAUCGAGAAGCAAUGUUAAAAGCCGCCAAAAUCUUGAGGAAAACGGGACAAACUUCUAGACUUUUGCAGACUAUAACUAGGUGGCAUGCUAUUCUCAGACAAAGGAGAGGGGAAAUUCCUUUGAGUCCACAUGUUUAUCUACAGGGAUGGCAUCUCAAAAAGGAAUUGAGCCGAAAAGCAAAAGUAUACGAUAAUUGUUCAUCCACCCUUUAUGGAACAGAGUAUAUCCCAACUCCAUCCAAAGGAAACAAUUCCGACAAUGAGGACAAAUGGUCUCAUCAGGAGAAAAACAGUUCAGAAAAGUUUCGUUUCGCAUCCAAAGCGCAAUGCAAGUCUGAAAAGAGCAGAAUUGAUAAGCAGGGAUCCAUAACUCCCAUGAUGGUUCAUCAUCUGCUCGACAGUGUCUGACUAAUGGAUUGAUCAGGAUUACUUAAAAACAGGGAAUAUCACUUAUUCACUCAGUUUUCGUGGAUAUUCAUGUAAAUAGAAAAUGAUCUUUUGUUGUUGGGUUCAACACACGUGUUCAUUGAUUGAAUCUCGCUGUAGG
Messenger RNA from Coccinella septempunctata (seven-spotted ladybird), 1740 nucleotides. RefSeq names its product protein O-mannosyl-transferase TMTC1-like. The coding region runs from base 33 to 1601 and encodes 522 amino acids. Lineage: Eukaryota; Metazoa; Arthropoda; Insecta; Coleoptera; Coccinellidae. The transcript is spliced from 10 exons. The record is from RefSeq and is a predicted model, not a curated record. Gene Ontology annotation, biological process: protein O-linked glycosylation via mannose. Gene Ontology annotation, molecular function: protein binding; mannosyltransferase activity.